AUGAAGAACCUCGCUCUUUUGCUCGCGGCCGCCGGCUCGGCCAGCGCGGCGGCGCUGCCGUCCUACAUGGGCCAUCCCGUCGACCCACAGUAUCUUCCGCGAGCGGUGCAGGAAGAUCUGGAGAAGCGCCAGGGGUUGGGGGGGAUGAUUUCGGGGAUGCUCAAUCCGGCUGGGUUUGGGAAAGUUCCGGCACCGGCUGGGGCCGCGGCAGCGAAGCAGGUUCUCGAGCCGCGGAUCGAGGGCGCGCAGACGGUGAAGAUCCGAUAUGGACCCUAUAAGAUUCCGGGUUCCAACGUUACGCACGCCUUGUCGGGGCACAGUGGCACGCUGUUCAAUUAUCCGGAUAAGGAGGCGCCGAAGCCGUGCGAUGAGUGUGUCAUUGUCGGCAUGAACGCCGGGCUGGAGUUCCCGGAUGGGGCCAACGCGAACAUCGACAAGGGGCUUUGGCUGCACCACUACGUCCACUUCGCUGUCGGUCCUGGCCGCAACGAUGCCACUUGCGCGGGAGCGAGCCUGUCCCUUCCCCACAUGAUCAUCGGCUCCUCCGCCACCGCCUCGGAGAGAAUGUGGUCGUCCGGCAACGAGCGUACCCCCUCCUUCUUCCAGGACGUCCCCAUGAAGAUCGGCUACCACCUCCGCGCGUCGGACGAAUUCCGCCUCAUCGUCGACCUGAUGAACGAAAACGUCGAGGAAGCCCUCGCGUACCUCACACUCACGUACGAUUACAUCGACGGCAGCCCGGCCGGCUACGAUGACCUCCGCCCCGUGUGGUUCGACGCGAACAACUGCGGGACGUCCGAGGUCAUGCCGACGUCGGAGACGGGGAAGUUCACCGUCACCGCAAAGCCGUGGACCGCAAAUUUCGACGGCGAUGUGGUCGGGUAUGCCGGUCAUCUGCACGACGGCGGGGUCUCCUCGUCGCUGUCGGUCGAUGGGAAGGAGAACUGCGUGAGCAGCGCGAAGUACGGCGAGACGCCGGAGUACAUCGGUGGGGGCCAUGGGCACGGGGGGGGCACGGACAUGGGACACGACAUGGAAGGCGGGACGGCGGUCGAGCAUAUCAGCUCGAUGUCGCUGUGCAAAUAUCCGUUGCCGGUGCCGCAGUUGAAGAAGGGCCAGAAGUGGGAGCUAAAAGGGAACUACGACUACGAUGUGUACAAAGGGGUGCUCGACCACGGCGGAAAGCAGUCAUCCAUCAUGUCUAUUGCGAUCAUGUUUGUCCGCAUCCCGAAGGGUCAAGCAACUGCUGGUCAGUACCAGAAUUCGGCCGCUCCCGCCAGCACCAGCAUCGGAGGGCUUAUGGGAGGCCUUGGUGGUGGUGGUGGCCUGGGAGGGCUCUUGGGUGGAAGCGGUACGUCGGGAUCGUCGGGAUCGUCGGGAUCUUCGGGAUCGUCGGGAUCAGGGGAAUCGGCUAACAGUGGCGGGAGUAGCUUGAGCGGUUUGGCUAGUCUUUUUGGAGGAAGUAGCUCUAGCUCCAGUGGCCAAGGAGGUGGUAGCAGCAGUGGUGGCUCCGGGCUGUUCAGUGGACUUGGGAGCCUGUUCUCCGGGCUGUUCAAUUAA
Eremomyces bilateralis CBS 781.70 is the source of this 1560-nucleotide messenger RNA. RefSeq lists its product as uncharacterized. The coding region runs from base 1 to 1560 and encodes 519 amino acids. Lineage: Eukaryota; Fungi; Ascomycota; Dothideomycetes; Eremomycetales; Eremomycetaceae. The record is from RefSeq and is a predicted model, not a curated record. The transcript is spliced from 3 exons.